Messenger RNA from Ananas comosus (pineapple), 318 nucleotides. RefSeq names its product transcription factor bHLH137-like. Gene Ontology annotation, biological process: regulation of transcription by RNA polymerase II. The record is from RefSeq and is a predicted model, not a curated record. NCBI's taxonomy places the organism in Eukaryota, Viridiplantae, Streptophyta, Magnoliopsida, Poales, Bromeliaceae. Gene Ontology annotation, molecular function: DNA-binding transcription factor activity, RNA polymerase II-specific; RNA polymerase II cis-regulatory region sequence-specific DNA binding; protein dimerization activity. Bases 1 to 318 code for a protein of 105 amino acids. Gene Ontology annotation, cellular component: nucleus. The transcript is spliced from 5 exons.
AUGGGGGAGGUGAGGCAGUGCUCUACAACGGAUACGGUGCUGGAUCGCUUCAGCGUGCGGCGCACCAACAUUUCCACCACCCCAAGGGUGGGGCGAUGGGUGCGCAGAGCUACGGAGGAGCGCCGCCGAGAGGAGCGGCGGCGGCACUGCCGCCGCAGGCCAUCGCCUCGUCGGGCAGCGGCGCUGCGGGGACAAGCCACUGACCCUCACAGCAUCAUAGAACGACUUCGCAGGGAGAGAAUCGCGGAGCGAAUGAAGGCCCUUCAAGAAUUAGUCCCUAACGCCAACAAGAUUGAUCCCAAUCUACUUACCAUGUAA